Diorhabda carinulata is the source of this 13540-nucleotide messenger RNA. It is a transcript of the gene Bruce, whose product is annotated as baculoviral IAP repeat-containing protein 6. Gene Ontology annotation, biological process: apoptotic process; negative regulation of apoptotic process; regulation of cytokinesis. Gene Ontology annotation, cellular component: nucleus. The record is from RefSeq and is a predicted model, not a curated record. NCBI's taxonomy places the organism in Eukaryota, Metazoa, Arthropoda, Insecta, Coleoptera, Chrysomelidae. The transcript has 35 exons. The coding region runs from base 97 to 12975 and encodes 4292 amino acids. Gene Ontology annotation, molecular function: cysteine-type endopeptidase inhibitor activity; ubiquitin conjugating enzyme activity.
AAAGAGCAGUUGCACCAUAAUAUUAAAGCAAAUAAAAAAAUUCCCGAUAAUCACAUUUUUAUAGACAGUGGCAGUUGACACAGUUGUCAUAUUUUCAUGGCGCAAGAUGUUUUUAGCAAAAUGGCUGAGGAACAGUGGAUUCUAAACGAAGAUGGUUAUUUAAAUAUAGAUACAGAUGUAAAAGAAAUAAUAUACCAUCCAUAUCUUAAUGUCAUCUUAAUUUGUACCCACACCGGAGUAGUAAGAGUUCUCGACGUUAAUUCUGGUGUAAUCCUACACUCCAGUUCUCUCUCAGCGCAAAAUCUAUCGGAUGUGAAGUGUAAAUACAUUCCAUCUUUGGACAGAGUCUUAUUUACAGAUGGGCAAGCUUUGGGUGUGAGAUCAGACUAUAAUGGUGUUUUAUUACUUGACAGUAUUCUCCAAAAAAAUAUAAAUGACAGUAAAGAGGAAGUUCAAAUUGAGCUGCCACUAUCAGAGGCAAUUAUUUUAAAAGAGAGCCUUAUCUCUAGCAAUAUUCAUGGUGUGGAUGAAAUUAUAAAUGAGCUCACACAAUUAACUUCAGAUGCACAAAAGCAUCAUAAAAAGGGUAUUAAAGCGCAAAAAUGGAACACAGUUUGUUUGACAGUACCUUUAGAAGAUUUAAGAUAUGCAACAUCAACUAUAGUAUCAAAUUUAUUAACCAAAAAACAGCAUAUUCCCGAAUUGGGAGUGGCUUCGGCUGUUCAAGAAAGACUCUCGGAUCUACUAGGAGAAAAAGUAAAUGCUUCAGAUAGAAAAUCAAUGGCAAGCGAAUGGAGGAGAAGGGAAACUUAUAGCCAGUGGCCUCACAUGGAUUAUAGAUGGGCUUUGCCGGACCAAAUGGCACAAGCAGGUUUCUAUCAUCAACCUAAUACAUCAGGUGAUGAUCGCGCCAUGUGUUUCACGUGUUCAGUUUGUCUGGUGUCGUGGGAACGAACUGAUGAACCUUGUAGCGAACACGAACGUCAUUCCCCAAACUGCCCGUUCGUAGUAGGUGAAUAUACACAAAAUGUUCCUUUAUCUGUCACAUAUGCUACUUGUGCCGCUGUGGAUGCCACAUACGGAGGACAAUGCAUAAGAGUUCUAGGUCAUAGUUCAGUUGUAAAUUAUAUACCAGCAGCAAAUAAUGAUGGAUUAGUAUCAGUAUUUGACGUUACUGGGAAAGUUAGAAGAGAUUAUUGUUUUUAUGUCACUCAGUUUGAUUCUUUUAUAUUAGAUAAAUACACACAGGAUUUUGGACAAAGUGGGGGAUGGCUUGGAACUGAUAUAAAAAAACAUCCAGUUGAAAAGAAAAUCGGCGCAGUUUGUAUAGUAGGUGAUAAUAAAUCUAACGAUUCCAAACCAGCUAGACCAAGUAUAAUAUGUGGUUUAACACUCACCAGUCAGUCUAAUAAUGAUACUCGUAUUAUUUCCCAACCAACAACAGAUUAUUCAUCAAACACUAGAUUAUAUUUAGUUGUGUACGAUUUUACUUAUAAUAAAGAAUUAGAAGACCAAGAAAUACUCCAAUGUAAUAAUACAGUAAAAGAGACAAUCUAUGUACCAUUAGAAGAUUUUGAAAAAAAGGACAGUUUUUCUGACUUUUUGGACAACUUAGAUCCCACAAUGUCUAGUUAUUACAAAAGUUUCUUACCAGGAGAAAGCGAUGAAGUUUUUUUACCCCCGUCGUUAACAUUGAAGAAAAAUCAUACAGGACCCAAAGUGCUUGUUUUCGAUGAUUUCAGUAAAGUCCCUAUUUCAGAUUCCAGUCUUCCUCCUUCCAAAGCAAAACAUCUUUUCAAUGGUCCAAUGAGUUGUGCAGAAAGUGAAGCUAGUAUAUCAGAUCACAUAGCAGAGGUUAAGAAUAGCAAAUCUUCAAAGAAACUCAAUUAUUCCCGAGCAGUACAGUGCGUUAGUAUACCAGAAUUUUGUAAAUCCUGUCAAGAUCUAGAAAUAUCAGACAUAAUACCUACACAUGAUCAAAACCACUUAUUAAUAUGCCUAAAAGGCUCUAAAACAUCUGAAAGUUUCCUUGUCAUAUAUCAGCUGGAUUUUAGUGAAAAGAUGGUCAAAUUGAAAGAAGAGCAUGUACUUUUAAAACAAUUAGCUGCUAACGAAAAACCACUAGAAAUAAAUUUAUUACCAGUUAUCGAUAAAUUUGGAAUUGUUCCUGACAAAUGUUGCGAAGCAGAAGGAAAUGCCAUAAUGGUGUGUGAAGAUGGCGUUGUCAGAAUUGUUAGUCUAUCUGAUUUGAAUAUUAUAUGUUAUGCUAAAAUCGAAGAUGAUGGUUUCGUAUCUGCUGCAUUUUGUAACAGCCUUGAUAGACUCUGCGCUUCAACAAAGAAUGGUUCCCUUCAUUUUUACGUUCUUAAUAAUGCAGAAAAUGAAUCAAGCGACGAUCACGAAGAUGACGAUCCGUUUGGCAUGAAUGUAGAUAGUGCGAACGCUCUGUCACAAUCUCUGGAUAACUUGGAUAGUACAGAAAUAAUGAAAUGUUUCCAAAAACCUCCCGAUACCAUUCCCUUAAAUGAUCUAAAAACUUUAAAGUUUUAUUGUGACUUUGAACCCCUAAAAACAGGUUAUUGUGUAGUAGUACCUCCUUGUUGGAGUGAAUUUCAGCAAUCGUUAAGGCAACGUAGACAACCUCAAUGUGAUGGUGAACAAAGUUCGAAAACUUGGAGAUUAUUAACGGAUACUACGACAUGGGAUGAGCAUAUAUUUGAAAUUACACUACCAGGAGCGACCGUAUUAGGACACGUCGAUGUUCAUUUUACUCUUCAACCAAGCAGCACUUUACCGAAUGUCGAAAUUACGUUGUUGCGACAAAAUAAAAACGGCAUCGGACACAAAAGAGACGUAAAAUUUGCCGUAGAUGAAACUGUAACAAUAGACAUGUUGCAAUGGGUAGAUAAUCCAGUAACAUCCCAAGAAUAUCUAAGAGCCCAUAACGCCGAUAUCCUCGCAGGUCCUAUAGAUCUAGCUUCCCACUUAGAUCUAACAGAACAAAGUGGCAUUGUUACUCUAACGAGUCCGAAAUUAUACAAAACCAAAGUGAGGAAUCUACUUCUUCACAUAAGAGCUGUCAACGCUAAAGACGACGGUAAAAGUAAAGCUAAAAAGAACACAGAUCGAUUUUCAACUAUUAAUACAGACAAAUUCGGUUUGCCUCCUCUAAAAACCGACAUUUACAUGGGUUGCGACGUCAUACACGAACUAAGUUUAACUUUACACACGGUGAAACAUCCCGAGAAUUCUAAAGAACGAGCACAGAGGAGCUUGAUGCUGGAAUCCGGUAUUUUUGUCGAGUCGUUACUGCUUACAGCCGUUACUAGUAUAAAUAACGACGAGAUCGGUUUAGUAUUGGAUACGUUAGAUUGGAUCGCUUCGAUAAGAUUGAGUAGAAAUCGCAGUAAUAACGGAGAAGCGCCUAAUCAACAACUGGAGUUUCUGGGUAUGAUUGAGGAACGUUUAGAGGUGUUGUUAUACCAGUGUUUGUUACUGGGAGGCAGGAGUGUGGCUCACAAGGCCGUUCGGUUAAUCAUCACAUGCUGCAGUGGUUCAGAAAAUAUCAGCCCCAGUUGUGGAGAUCACUUUAAUUCAUCGGUGCUUAAAGCACUGACUUCAAUUCUAGACUCUAUAACUGAAAUAAAAUCGGCCAGCGGUUUACAAUGGAUGUUUUCCCUCUUACUGAAAGUAACUGCAAAAAAUAAAGAGUCUAUGAUAGCCACCAAAUGCACAGCACUUCUUAGCAAUGUGGCUAAUGAACUACUCAAAAGAUCAAACCCAUAUCAUUUAGUCUUAAGAGGUAGAUAUGGUUUGUAUGGCACUCCAAUGGAACCAGAACUAUUUGAUGUGGAACCACCUCCUUAUAUCAAAGGAGAUCGUUCAUCUACUUACAUGUUACCUUCAAAUCCAACACAACAAGAACAAACACCGAGUGUUAUAAGUACAUCUAAUUAUUCUUUUAAUAAGGACAGCAUUAGUCCUAAGGACAUUCUAUCUACAUCUACAACAAAACUCAAAUAUAAAAACGUCGCUUCAUUGCGAAUUAUUAGAGGUCUUAUAGAAACUCAACCUCUACAUUUUACUUGCAUAUGGUCCAGUGAAGGUACUAGAGUCGAAAGGGCCGAUUCCAAUAUUAAUUCUGCUUUUUUAAAUAACGUUCCUAUUGCUUUCUCAUCUGUAUCCAGUGACCCUUUGGGAGAAGAAAGUGUAGAAAAAGUAAUGGAUAAAAUCAAAGUGAUCAAGGAUGAAGUUAAAGAGAAACCAGGUUAUAACAAAUGGGUGAUUGAGAUGUUGCAAGAUUCGGGAUAUUUAGAGCAUAAAGGCAUUAGCGACAUAGUAUUUAUAAAUCCAAAAAUGUCAGUUCAAGAAAAACCGCUAGAGAUGCCAAAUAAAUCGAUGCAUAUACCAGAAAGCAACGAGCCGGCCAGAUUACCAGGAAAUGGUUUACCGUGGCAAGAACUUUUAACUAUUCCUCCAAAACAAGUAAUUGUAGUCGAGAGGAUGCAAUCUGGAGCAAGGCGACAUAUAACUUUGGAUUUUGGAAAACCAGUCCUAUUGACGGAUGUUUUUAUACCAUUCUGUGCUGAUUUGGUAACGUUAACAAUUGACAUUUGGCUAAAAGGGGAAGAUGUUGAUGAAACUAGAUUAGUUGUUGCUAUGGACAUUGGUACAAGAAAUUUGCUACUAACGGACUUACAACCCCCUCCUUUAUGUAGAUAUAUGAAGAUAACCGUUGUUGGUCGAUAUGGGAUGUCAACUGUGAGAUGCCGUAUACCUUUAGGUUACUUUUAUGGUCAUAUAACCGUCAUGUCUGAUGAAACUUCACCAGAAAUUCCUCAAAGUUCAAAUACAACUUCGACGCCAGAUUUAGAUAAACAACUUGGAAUACUGUCAAAAUUAUUUGAAGAUAUUAAUUGUAGAUACAGCUUAGCUUGUUCGAAGUUAAAAGAACUUCUGCAACCUUUUAUAGUAGCAGAUAUGAAAAACGCGGCCCAUUUAGCAACAUAUAUGAAUAUAUUAAAAGAUAGAAAUACGAAUAGUAAUAACGCGGAACAUACCAAAAUUGUAGGGGCUUAUCAAGAAAGUAUUAAAUAUCAGUAUCAAUUGAAUAUAAUAAAAAACGUUAUGACUAGAAUUGAGGGUAUUUCUAAUGUAAAAAAUAAUAAAUCUUCCGAAAUUUCCACGGAUAAACUAGCAUCAAUAGCUGAGAGUUUAUUGGAAGUACUCCUUUCAAUUGAUGCAACAACAGAAAUGUCGAAAGAAGAAUGUCAACAAUUCUUUAAAGGUCUUUGCAUGACCCAACAUUCUAGGUUACAACUAUUGGGAGCGAUGUUUUUAGAAAAACAUUGCGGAAAAUCAUUAUUCUGGGGCGACUUUUUAGCUGAUACUCUAGCUGAAAAUUUCGCAACCUCCUGCAUCCAAAGAUUCCCCCAAGACAGAUUAUUCAUUCUGCUUUCAUAUCUAAGUAGAAAAUCUUCGGAAAAAAGCUCUUGUAUCGAUGCUGCUUUAAGGAUACUUCACGACACGUUGACACCUUUAAUAACAAACAGAAGACCGUUAUUAGCUGCCACUGUAGAUUUGCCGUUAAUAUCAUGGGAACUCAUGUAUCUUUCAUUACAAUUAUCUCUAUGUAAGACAUCUUCGUCCUCUAUAAAUAGGUGGAAUUGGGUUUUGGGCGAAAUGGUUGGAACUAAGAACGUCGAUAAUUCAAAAGGGAAUAACAGAAAGAAAACUUGUAAGAGGAUGGUACAAGUAUCCAGCAAUACCUUACCUAGUUAUUCUAGUAUUGUAGUAAACUCUGAUAACUCCUAUCAACAAAAAAUGAAAAGUAUGUCUGUCCAUGAUAAAUUGACAAGAUUGAAGUGUAUAAAGAAAAUACAAGACGAAGUAAGAUUGGCCAAGGAAAAGAAAGAACAACCAGUCGAGAAACAGCAUCCUCUACUUAAAAUGCCACAAAAUAUCAACAGUAAUCACUGUUUAGUCGUAGCAAAAGGUCUAUUACAAUUGAUUUUGUCAAUGGAUCAUUCUAGUAGUGCAGAUAUGCUCUUAUUAUGUUUCAAGGUUAUAUCAAAAUUAGUUAUACUUGCAAAACUACAAUUGGGUCAGCUUCUUAAAGAAAAUCAGUUGCUUGAUCUCAUUCAUUUCUGCAUAUCUAGCAAAAUACCUUGGGCGCCAUUUGCAUUAGCUUGUUUCCUACAAGAUGUUAUGGAACUCAGUUCGGUCAAAAUAGAAGAUAUUGAAAUGGAAACUGAAACAGUUUCAUCACCUAGUUGGAUACAGAAUGAUGCAGCAACAGAAGUAGAUAAUUCAGAAGACAAUUUCAACGUUGAUACAUUAGUCGCAGAAACAUCCAACAUACAAUCUAAAUCCAACUCUCUUUUAAACAGUUACAAAGAACAUUUGGACGUUGAAGCAGUCGUAGAAGCAUUAUUGCCAAAGAAAAGUAGUACACCGAUACCCAUGUUGAAUAAUGCCAAUUUUCCACCUCUGCCUUCUGUUUUCGAAUCAGAAGAUUCUGAUUUUGAUGAAUUAUUAGGAGAUUCGCAAAAAAUUAAAACAACUUCGAAAGUUUCUAAACAAAUAACUGCUUCCAAUUCCGGAUUGUCCUGUGCAAUGGAUAUGAGGUUAGAGUUGGGUGUUCAAUCCAACUCGGAAAUAACUUUGAAAAAAUUAUUAAUAAGGAACACACAUUUGUUGAUACAGAACGUUUCGUUGGAGACAUCUCAAAAAGAGAGUUAUAAUGAACUGAAUCAUUGGCCUACUGCUUUAGAAAAUUUACAACCAGAAUCUUCUCUAAACAAUCAAAAACUGUUGACAUUUUGUUUUGCAUCAUUAUUUGAAAAUAUCCACAAUCAUGAUCCCUCCAAAAUAGAGCACAUCCUCCAAUUGUGGUUAACUUUAAAUUCUUCGAAUAAAUAUGAACAAUUUGCACCUGGGGCUAUUCCUCAAAUCGUGUUGAACUGUAGUUCCAUCAAUUAUUUGAUUAGUGCGAUGGCCUGGACACCUGGCUUAUCAUUAACAACAUGGUGCAGUGCUUUACAAACGUUAACUUUGGUUUGUAAUACUAAUAAUGGGAAAAAAUGGUUUGAUUUGUCUGGCAUGGCGCAUACUAUCGUCACGCAUGUGAAUUUUGUGCAGUUCUUCUUAAAUCUCUUGUCUGGUACCGGACCCGUUUUCAAUGGAAAAAUACUGGCCGGUCCUCUACUGUGUAAAGCCCUACAUGAUUUUUUAGUAAGAUUACAAAUAAGAUGCGACGUUGUCAGUCCAACAAGUAAAUUAGGAAAUCUUUUGAAAUCUACGUUACUGAAGGUUACAUACCAAUUAACUAGACCUUCGGGUUCAGUGGCUUGUAGAUUGGGUCCAUUAGAUGCUCAGUGUAAAUUAUUACAAACUAUGUUGUAUUUAGAUUUCGCUAACUCUGAUUUGAGUAUAGCAAUGAGCACUUUGGAAAGCACAGCCGCUUUAGUUCAUAGUUAUGUGAUAAAUAGUGAACGAGUCAAGUGUAUAAGUAUAGGUGAAAAACAGGCUGUUAUGACAAGCACUUUUAGCGAUAUAUUCGCCAGUGUCUUAGGUUCGGAUUCUAAUAAACAAGAUAGACCAGUAUCCUACGAAGAUUUGUUGAUAUUAUUAUUAAAAUUAUUAGGCAAACUAGUGCAAACGCCAUUGCCGAAUCAACAGGAAGCGAUGGAUACAGAAUCAGCAGCAACAUCGCAAACAGAUGAAUCCAAAGCUGAGCAAAUAAAUCAAGAAAAUUCUCGCAUCCAACAGCAAAUUCCGUGCUUCGCAGACAUAGUCCUUCAACAUCAUCCAACCGUUAUAAGAUUAUGUCGCUGUCUGGCGGCAUGUAAGUCAUCUUCACUUUGUAUGCUUGCUAAUGUUUCACAAAAGGUAGCUUUUUCCACUUUAAGCGAACCGAAUACAGUAGGGGACGCAAUAUUUCAUUUAUUGGCGUUAUUGGCUCGGAAAGCUUCGAAUAAAGAUUUGUUAUUAAGACCGUUAUUAAUUUUUUUAUCGCAAGCGCCGCAGCUUAGCGAACCUUUGUUGUGGUUCAUAUUGCAAGUUUUAGAUACAGAAGAAGCAAUUGAAAAAUUCUUUGAUGCAGGUGGAAUUACAAUAUUAGGUAACAGCAUUGUUAAUAGUACAACUUCACCUAGUACUUUAUCAAAAGUUGGUACUAUAUCAACUGUAAUGCAACAUUUUAGUAGCAUUAAUAACACUCCAGACGUUCGGAGUAUUAUAUCUUCAGCUUCUUCAUCCAAAAAAGUUAUGCAAACGUCGAUAGAAAAUAAAAUGGCUUUAGUAAACUUUGCACCAUAUUGUACAAUAUCUUGCGAAUCAAGCACAGCUCAAUCUGCAGAUGUUUUGAUACAAGGUUCAGCGGGCUGCACCCAUAGACGUGCAAGAGCUCCAUUAUGGUCAUAUCAUUUUUAUCCUGAAGAAAAUCAUACUGAAUUGAUGUUGCAAUUACCUAACGCUGUUUUAUUAAGGGAGGUGCAGCUGCAACCCCAUUCUGCCAAUUUGGCUACUUCACCAUCGUAUGUGGCUUUAGAGGUAUCAGCUAAUGGUCCAUCUAGACUUUCACCAGUUUGCUUACCUCUGCCAACAAGUGGUUUAACUUUUAUACGCUUACAUCUACCUGUGCCAAAAGUAGUGAAUUGCGUCUUGAUUAGAUUGUACAAACCCCAUGAUGCAAACAGUAUAGGUCUCAUAUAUAUUCGUUUACUUGGUAACUAUGCUUUUGGAGGUAGUUUAAUGCAAGGAUCUGAUGCGGAAGAUGAAUCACAUUGCAAACAUAGUUUAGGAUGGCUCAGAUUAUUGCAUCAUUGUUUCACGUUGGGUUCGAGUACAGAAGUGAAACGUCAAAUUAUAGAAAGUGCUUCAGCAGUACCUAAUCUACUUACAACUUGUUGUGGGCUACUUUUAGUACCAUCACAUAUAUUACCCGUUUAUCUUCCAUGUUUAGAAAAAGUAUUAAGAGAAUUGGUUCUUCAUAGUUCAGAAAAUAGUUACCAAACCAUAAAGGUAUUAUUGGACAGUAGAUCAGACAUAGAACCUCUGAUGGUAGCAGAUGCUAGUUGGCAAGACAGAUUAAUCAAUAUUUCCGGAUACCAAUCGGCGUGCGAGCUAUUAUACCAAAUAUGCGAACACCAAGAUGAUGAUACUCCUUACAGAAUAAAAAUAAUUUUGGAAUGGUUAGAAACUACUAUAAACGAAGCGAUUCUAAUCCAAAAUACCAACAAUUGUAACGCAGCUUAUUUCUCCAGUAUAGCUUCGAUUCUAUGGACGGCCAAGCAGACUCAAGUCCAGUACGAUCUAACAUCGCUUAUAUCCUUAGAUUUGUUUAACGCGAUAUAUACAUUGAAAACGCAAUCAAAAUCGAGCAUCAGUCUCAAAUAUUCGUUGGAUUCUUUGUUAUGUUCGUUAUGUUAUAUAAUGCCCGAUCUAUUCCCAAUUUUAUUAGAAAAAAUCGGUGUGUUGGUACCAAAUCUAUCGACUGGUCAUCAAGCGUCCAUUAGCGACGAUAGAAAAGAUUCAGAAGGCUUAACAGACGACAAUAAAAGAGUUUUUGAAACAACUACAGAAUGGUACGGUCAUUUAAUUAUAGGAGACCUAUCAAACUUGAACCUCACUUCAGAACAAUUAGAAACCAUAGCCCUAGUCAGCAGAUCUCCCACAUCUAUCCAACAAUUACUCGAUUCCGGAUUACCGAAGCUUCUGAACAGCGCAAUAUUGGAAUUUUGCCACAGCGAAAACGAAUCGGCGAUACCUAUGGCUAAAUUAGAAAACGUUUCCAGCAUAUUACAGUUCUUCACUGACAUAAGCGAUGAAAAAAUGAUGAGAGAUUGGUUGGGCUCCGAAGAUGGCUCUUCAUUUUGGUUACAUUUAUUAAAGUGGUUGUGUAAAUCACCCAAUUCCAAAAUAUCUAGCCUACAAACUGAAGCGCGUGUUCAUUUAGAAGAAGUCUGCGUUAAAUUUUUGUCUAAAUGUUGUUUAUGUCAUUCUACGAACCAAGCUAGAUUAUCUAAAGUACUAUGUGAUGUCAUAUAUAUGCAGCCCAAUGGCAUAUCCGGAUUUAUGCGUAGAUUAAUAUUACAAUUGCUACUAGAAAACGAGAAAAUUCCUGUCAAUAUAGAAGCAGACGAAACUCUGUAUAAAAGUUCUAAACUCAUCCAAAGCUACAUUCCCGCUCAUCCGGCUUUUAAGCAAACAUACAAUCGUGCCAUGUUGUGUCUGAGCACUAACACUACACUAUUGGAGAUCCUUGAACAACAUAUAUUCUUCAAAAUUUCUUAUAAAUCAGAAUUGUCUCUCAAUAAGAAGAAUAAUUAUACCACAAAGAGGGAUAUUUUCAAAUCGUGGUUCGCUGCUGAAGAACAGGAGAUGAGCAUGGCUGCAGGAGUUACCGCCAAAGAUAAACGUGCCAAAGAUGCAAAGAAUCAAUCUACGGCAACACCUCAGUCCAAAAAGAAAAGGUACACUUCCAAUUCGACUAAUGCUACAGACGUCAUUGAAGGUCGAAUCAUUAAGUGUGAAACAUAUUCCGAUCAACCACUGCCUCUCACUGUAAAUCUGGGACAACUUUUAAGACUGAUUGAGUCCAAAGGGAAUACCACCGAUUGGCCUUACAUACAUCUUAAAAUCUACCAGUGUAAAAACAAUGAUGAAAAAUGUAAUAACGAAGCGAAUUCAUCAGUGUUCCAACAACCACCUAUAUGCAGUGCCUUACAAGUUUUCAGUUCGAUGGGUGGUCUUGCGUUAUUGGCUCAACACCUACCCACAGUUUAUCCGGAAGCAAUCAGAUCAGCCAUUUUAGAAAAAUCUCCACCAGACUCAUCAGAUUCCGAAUGGAUUAAAGUUGAUGAAUCCGAUGAUGUAUAUGAAGACAUUUUGGAAGAUGCCAUUGGGACCAAUUCACCUUCAAAGUCAUCUGUUAUUAUAUCUCAUGUACCACCUCAUUCAUUAACUGCAUUCGGCUUAUUUUUGAGGCUACCUGGGUAUGCUGAAGUUUUGCUAAAAGAUAUGAAAAAAGCUUUGUAUCUACUUAGGUUAACUUUAGGUGUUACUGAUGACGGAGAAGGUGGCGAUAUAUUUAAUUCUCCCAUCUCGGAUUCUUUACCAACAUUACCAUUUGAAGUUUUAAAGAAGUUGUAUGACAGUACUCCUUUGAGUACCGACGAUGGUCGACUGUUGAGAAGGAUAAGUAUCAAUAUAGGAGUAGUUCAUCUACUUUUAGCAUGUAUUGGAAUAUUCUCUCAUCAAUCUAAUAAUGGUAAUGAUAAGGAUAAUCUGAAUGUAAAACUGAAAGAGGACAAGUCACAAUUGUAUUGGGCCAAAGGUACUGGAUUUGGUACAGGAUCCACUCAACAAAGUUGGAACGUUGAACAAGCACUUUUAAAACAAAAAAGCGAAGAAGAACACGUAACGGUCCUUCUGCAAGUGUUAGCAAGUUAUAUAAAUCCAAAUGACGAUGCAGAUGAUGAAUUAACUGAAAAUGUAUUACCUCGCGCUUUCUACGAACUGUUAACUCAAAGUGCGCUAUUACCGGCUAUUAGUUCUUACCUCAGAAACGAUUCAGUUUUAGAUAUGGCCCGACACAUUCCAUUGUACAGAGCAGUUCUCCUACUACUCAGAGCCAUUGCCGUUAGUUCUCAGUUAGUUAGUUUAUUAUUACCACAAAAGAACAAAAACAGUGAACCAUCGAUUAGCUCUUUAUUGAAAAACAUGAAGAGUUGUGUAGAUACGUACGCUUCUAAACUUAGAUUGAAUACAAAAAGCAAAUCAAAAAAUAAAUUGGGAGAACAAUUGGAAGAACUGGAUCAAGGAGAAGGUUUGGCGACGUUGAUGCCGGAUAUACAGAACACCGCCAAUUUGGUCUCGAGGGUAACUAGCGGUUUAGCGGAAUCGGAUUUUGCGUACGACAACGAAAAUUCAAUAGAUAAAAAAGUUGUGGCAUCAAUGGAUGAACAGUAUUUGAGGAUUAUGAAAAAUUUGCAAUUUUCCUCCUAUGAAAUGAUUACGGAAUUACCGGAAGGAGGAAUAAAAUUUGUGGUAUCCCAUCAUUUCGAAAACAAUGCUAAGACAACUAGUGAGCAAUCGCAUCCUACUAGAGUGAAGAGGAUAGCGCAAGAGGCUGUGACAUUAUCAACUAGUUUACCUUUAAGUUAUAGUAGUUCUGUUUUUGUUAGAUAUGAUAAUUCCCGACUAGAUGUCAUGAAAGUGUUAAUUACAGGUCCUGCAGACACUCCAUACGCGAAUGGCUGUUUCGAAUUAGAUGUAUUCUUUCCUCCUGAUUAUCCCCUGUCUCCAAUGAUGAUAAAUUUGGAAACGACAGGUCAUCAUACUGUCAGAUUUAAUCCCAAUCUAUACAAUGAUGGUAAAGUAUGUUUAUCUGUACUGAAUACGUGGCACGGCAGACCAGAGGAAAAAUGGAAUGCUCAAACAUCCAGUUUCUUACAGGUUUUAGUUUCUAUACAAAGUCUUAUUCUUGUUCCAGAACCGUACUUUAAUGAACCAGGUUAUGAAAGAGCCAGGGGUACUCCAGCUGGAACAGUUAGCUCUAGAGAUUAUAAUCUUAAUAUAUGUCAAGCAACUGUUCGAUGGGCGAUGUUAGAGCAAAUUCUCAAUCCCUGUCCUUGUUUCAAAGAAAUCAUCCAAGCGCACUUUUAUAUAAAGCGUUUCGAAAUUAUAGCACAAGUAGAAAAAUGGAUAAGCGAGGUGGAACAAGAAGUAACAAAAGAAAAAAAAUCGCGGACGAAUAAAAAAUCGCCCGCAAGUACGUUAGAAAGUUUUAAAAAAGUCUAUCAACAAUUAAGGGAAGCUUUGGUAAAAUUAAGACCGCCUCCGGAUUUAGAAGAGGACGAAGAUGACCUACCUUCGACACCUACAAACAACAUGGAAGUCACUAUAGAUGUGCAUCAAGUUGAUAACAUGGAAAAAGACAUGAUGAAAAUGGUGAAUGAUAUGUGCGAAUGAUUGAAAUAAAAAAAAACUGGUAGAACUCAUAUAAUUGAUCGUUUUUUCUGUGGGUGUUUCAGGCUACCAUGAAGUAGUUAGAAUGUUAUCGGUUGGUGAAGAUUUUAUUUUUAUAUGAUUUGAUUUUUGGAAAUUGAUUGAAUAUAUUUUUUUUGUAAUUAUAGUUGAUCUAAAUUUUAAGAAUUCAUUAACGCAUAUUAGCCAUUUGAAUAUUGUAUAAACACUUUUUUUAAUAAUAUAUAUUUUGUUUCUAUUUAUUGUUGCUGUUUCAGUAGUUGAAAUACCCAAAGAAUAAUAAAUCGGUGCAAAUUCAUGCAUUUACUUUUUGUCUCCUUUAUAUUGUACAUUAAAUUCGACUUGAUUUCAUAGAGCAAUAUUUUAUAUACUUUUUGCAAGUAUUAUGAUUCGCCAAACGCCAAAAAUAUGUCGUUCCGGCGGGGUUACCGUGUCGUAACAUGUGUCAUUAUUUGUGGUAGAUUAACAAAAAAAAAUAAAUUAUUCCUUAAUUUUAAAUUGUUUAUAAAUAAAUGUGAUGACUAAAUAAUAAAAUGAUGCCGUUUUAAAA